AUGCCAGCAUCCAACAAACCAGCCUGUACCGCCGACUCGAGAUACCCAGACAUAGGAGACCCCAAAGCCGUGGCCGAGCAAGACACCAUUCCUUCAAGAGCAGGAAAGAGGAAGACAAAGAAUGCUGCUGCCCGACAGCUGCCUAGCGUCGACAAUGCCGACAACAGCACGGAGUCAGCGCCAAUGGGUCAAUCUCAGCUCCCGUCUUCCUCGUCAAACCCUCCACCUUCGAUUCUCGGCCAGCUACCGCAGACAUUCCCCCAAACCAGAAGAAGCAAUGCCUUCGAUGCCUUGAACGACACGAACUCUUCUCAGAAAGUCUCCGACGAGCAUACUCCGCCAGUCGACCUCUGGGCUCGGAAUGAUAUUCAUCGCAGGACCCCGCCAGUCGAGCCCAUUCCCGGCCUAAACUCAGGCACUUCACCGCCGUAUGAGCCUGGUUUCAGCACUCGAGUCGCCUUCAAUGUCAGAAGUCCGCCGAUCUCCCCUCCCAUGCGCAACGCUCGUCCAGUGAGCUAUGGUGGAGGCAAUGCCGCCCUCCCGAGUCACCAUAGAAUGUCGACCUCACCUUACGGCUAUGGCAUUACUGCUUAUGGGUCUCCUCCUGCGCUGCCUCAUCUGCCUCAACAACACUUCUAUGGCGCCCACGAUGUCGACUUGGGUGUCGGCUCUCCGCACACGCCUCUACCAGAACCGGCUCCCUUGAAGUUCGUCCGCUUACCGGGCUCAGGAUCUGACUCGCGAGAUGCUAUCCUUCUGACUGUGGAUGGGGAGCUGCAUCUUGUCAGCUACAAUGGCGAGAAACUAGAACAUAUUGGAGCCCUUGUCGGCGUGCAAGGCACCAUAGUUGAUGCCACGCUGCUUCCAUGGAAUACUGGCGAAGACCCCUUCCCAGGCCUGAGGCCUUUGGUGGCACUCGUUGUUCAUGGAUCCAGAGUUUCAAACCCGGGGCCAUCCCCAGCCGAAGACCGUCCCUUCAAUGGGACUCCCCACGAUGUCAUGGAGACCCGGGUAGUGGUGUUUUCUCUAAGCAAGAGCUGUGAGGUGACUGAGCUGUUGAGGGUGCCCGCUGCUAGCUUCCCAGGGGUCGCUACGUGUAUUGGACGUCCAUCAUCCCUGAAGGUUCAUGCCAGUGGCAAUUUCAUUGUCGUCUUUUCUGGGGAGAGCGGCGAAAUCUUUGUUUUCGCCUUCCGAAGAGGCAAGGAAUCAGUCGUCUUCGAAUGCCUGGGCAAGUACUGGACCACCCUGCAACCUCAUCUACAGAGAAGAGAUUCCUCCUCUCAUGGACCAGCGUCUGAUGCGGACAUUUCCCCCGCCGACCUUGCUCGCGGAAAUGACGCCGAGAAUCCACCCAUCCUGAGUCUCAAUGGGCGCUGGCUGGCACUUUGCCCAGCAGGUACCUCUUCUCGAAGGUCUAUUGGUGCGAUCCUGGGUGAAUAUGUGAUCUACGGCAAGAACUCGGAUGUCAACGCCGGUACCGCUCCCGCAAGGCCUCUAUCGAACUGCGAGGUGGAUUCCCCGGAUGUCGAUACCUUCUUGAGCAAAGUCGCGAAAGGGUUUGCGCAAGAAGCUGUCAGAGGUGCGAAGUGGAUCAGCGAGAAAGGCAUGCAGACAUGGCAAAACUAUUGGAAGAAGGAAACAGGCAGUCCUAGCCAGCCCACUCUUCAAUCCGUCAGCCCUCCAGCCUACUCGCCGCACAUGGCCCUGGCUCAGUUUCCUCCUACACAUGCGGGUGAACAAUAUGGCGUACCCAGAGACCCAGAGCUGGUUAGCAUCCUCGACUUGAGAAUGCUUCAAGAAAGCCAAGGUCGAAAAGGCGCAGAGGUCAGUUCAAUGAUCACCUUUCAACCACCAGGUGGCUGUAGCUUCUUGUCUUUCACUCCAACUGGUCUGGGGCUUUUGACCGCAAAUCAUAAGGGCGAUGUACAGUACAUUUGGGACUUGAUGCAAAUGAAAUACACGCACGGUUCGCCAACUUCAACCUCGACUGAAAGCAACCGAGUGCGGCAAAUUGCACGGUACGAACGCUUGAGCCCGUCUACUAUUGUCGACGUCGCCUGGGACGGCCCGACAGGAUACAGAUUUGCUCUUCUAACCAAGAAUCGCACUAUUCACAUCUUUGAUUUGCCGAAUACUUGCUUUCGCUGGCCACCACCUACGGUCAAGAAGACUCGGCCACUCUCUGCCCCUGUCGACCCGGCCCAAGUCAAGAUGGAACACGACCCUCCACCAGCUGGAGGUUUUCUUGCCUCGGCCAUGAGCCUUGCAGGCAGGACACAACCAAUGCUUGCAAGUUUGCGUGGAAGAGCGCCAAGUAUCAACGGCGGCCUGGCUGGAGCAGCUCCAAUGGGUAUUGGCUUCGCUUCGACAACCAGCAUCAAAAGCGGCGGCAGGGCAGUAGCAGUGGGCCUUAGCAAGUCCCUGGGUGCAGCCUCUGAGACGGUUACCAGCAUCCGGCACGCGAACCAGAGCAGGCUUCACCUGAAAAUCCUUGCACGGCCCGGUAUGUUUUGUUGGUUGCGCCGUGAGGGAAGGUCUAUAUUGUCCAUCCUGGAUGACAGUCAUGUCAAAAACUACUACGUCCGCAUGACCAAGCCUCGAGAGAACCGCCAGAUGGAAACCGUCUCCGUCUUUGAUGCGCGAAAGGCGGUUGCCGCCAAGUUACCGAAGGCUGCGGAAGUCGCCACUGGGCGACGACAGACAGCCAUUACGGCUGAAACAGAGGACAGGAGCGGCGAAAGACCUCCCCUGCUUGGCUUUUGGAAACCCAGGCCCAGCAGAGACGCGGGCUCGAGAACGCCCCAUCCGCUGGCGUCGGCGGAAAUUGAAACCAACGCUCCCUAUCAGCCAUUCCAUUCAGAUCGGAGAGUUACCAUAUCCUUGCACACGGGCCAAGCAUCUUCAAUGGUUCAAGUGCAGCCCUCUAUCCAUCAGAGACGACGCUCGAGUCCAGAGUCUUCGGACAGGUGGAUGUUCGGCGAAGAUAUCUCGUUCAGCACACAGAGCAUCAUUAAAUCGAACCUAAACAGCGCGGAUGACAGCGCUACCAUUUACCGCGAGACGACAAUAGUCUCGAGCCACGCGAAUCUAGAUACGGCUCCAACACAAGUCUUUGAUAAUGACAUUCCUCAAGUCUUCAGCAGCACGAAAAAGAAAAAGGGCAAAAAGAACAACCGUGCUCAAGCACGCUUACUCGAGGAGCCCGAGGACAAUACAGUGAACGAUGUGUCUUUCGACCCCAGUGAAGAUCUGCUAGGCGAGGAGCCUCUUUAA
Cladophialophora yegresii CBS 114405 is the source of this 3273-nucleotide messenger RNA. RefSeq lists its product as uncharacterized. Bases 1 to 3273 code for a protein of 1090 amino acids. Lineage: Eukaryota; Fungi; Ascomycota; Eurotiomycetes; Chaetothyriales; Herpotrichiellaceae. The record is from RefSeq and is a predicted model, not a curated record. Gene Ontology annotation, biological process: autophagy; response to starvation. Gene Ontology annotation, cellular component: cytoplasm. The transcript has a single exon. Gene Ontology annotation, molecular function: protein binding.